GGCGGCGUGGCGGAAUAGCUGGUGGACCGAUGAUGUGAUCUGAGCGGGGACUGGAGCAGGCUCGGCCAGCUCACCCCUUGCCUAAACUAUUAAAGAGAGCUGGACCUCUCCUGGGGCGUUUGCCACAAAGCAAGGCGGUGCUGCAGUGGCUGGGAGCCGGUGCCCCGAACAUCGCCCCCCCCCCCCUCCCCUCAGGAGGCAGCCGACCCUGAUGAAUGAAAGGCGGUGAGGGAGGUGGGCGGAGGGCGGCCAAUGCCGAGGAUCGGUUCGACCGAUAGGGUGAGGCGAGCGGCCCCAGCACCGAGUGCAGCAGCAGCGGCAUCACCGUGCACUGGAGCCCAGCAUGGUGAAGGGAAACCCGCUACUAUCCCCCACGCUGUGUCCCACUGUGCCCGGCUUCUCCUCCACACUAUCCGCUUCCUUAUUGCUGUUCCCCAAAACCCAGCAACAUUCCCGCCUAUGUCAGUCACGCUGCUAAAGUGCUCCAGAGUCUGACCUUUGGGGGGGGUGGGGAAAUAAUAAAAAAAAAAUCACUAAACAUCGCCGUCACCGUCAUGAUCGGUGCCCUGGCUGGGUUCUCAGUGGCGAGUUUACUGACCUUCGGUUACUUGUCCUGGGACUGGCUCGAACCUGAACUGCGAGCCCCCGGUGUGCAGGAUCCCGGCAGCCAGAGCGCCUCCAGACCGCACAUCAUCUUCAUCCUCGCCGACGACCAAGGCUUCCACGAUGUGGGCUAUCACGGCUCGGAAAUCCACACCCCGACCCUGGACAGACUUGCUGCACAAGGGGUUAAGUUGGAGAACUACUACAUCCAGCCCAUCUGCACCCCGUCCAGAAGCCAACUCAUGACAGGCCGGUACCAGAUACACACAGGACUUCAGCAUUCUAUCAUAAGAGCUGGGCAGCCUAAUUGUAUACCCCUUGCUAAUGUAACACUACCUCAAAAACUUCAAGAAGCUGGCUACUCAACACAUAUGAUUGGAAAAUGGCAUCUAGGCUUUUAUAAAAAGGAGUGUCUUCCAACUCGAAAAGGAUUUGAUACAUUUUUUGGAUCACUUACCGGUAGUGGUGAUUAUUACACCCACGAUAUCUGCGAAGGACCCAAGAGUUGUGGCUAUGACUUGCAUAAGGAUGAAAAUGUAGCUUGGGAGUACCGAGCUCAUUCUUAUUCAACCUUCUUGUACACCCAAAAAGCAAUCGAUAUUUUAGCAUUGCACAACCCUAAGGAGCCAAUCUUUCUCUACAUAGCUUUCCAAGCUGUACACACACCUCUGCAGGUACCCAAAAAGUACCUGGGCCGGUACAUGUCAAUUGAGAACAUAGGCCGGCGGAGAUAUGCUGCUAUGGUUACGUGUUUGGACGAAGCGGUGAAUAACAUUACAAAGGCAUUAAAAAAAUACGGUUACUACAACAAUACUGUGAUAAUCUAUUCCUCAGACAACGGAGGCCAACCAUUAGCUGGAGGGAGCAACUGGCCGCUUCGUGGGCGGAAAGGAACUUACUGGGAAGGAGGAAUUCGUGGUAUUGGCUUUGUACAUAGUCCUCUAAUAAAAAACAAAGGAAGUGUGAGUCAAGGAUUGAUGCACAUCACAGACUGGUACCCGACUCUAGUGACACUGGCAGAGGGAGAACUUGAGGAGAAUUUGGGACUUGAUGGAUAUGAUGUAUGGGAAACAAUCAGUGAAGGUAAACCUUCUCCACGGACUGAUAUACUGCAUAACAUUGAUCCUCUUUACACACGUGUUAAAACCAGAUCACCUCAUGAUGGAUUUGGAAUUUGGGACACAGCUGUCCAGGCAGCAAUCCGAGUCAGAGAUUGGAAACUACUCACUGGAAACCCGGGCUUCAGUGACUGGAUCCCCCCUCAAACCUUCCCAAAUUUUGGCGGGAAAUGGUGGAAUCUUGAAAGAAUAAUAUGGGCCAAAGGAAAAUCUGUUUGGCUGUUUAACAUAACAGCUGAUCCGUAUGAAAGAGUUGAUCUUUCUCAGCAGUAUCCUGAGGUUGUCAAGAGGUUGCUCUUGAGACUUGCUCAGUACAACAAAACUGCCGUUCCUGUCAAGUACCCACCAAAAGACCCAAGAAGCAAUCCUGACCUUAAUGGUGGUGCUUGGGUGCCAUGGGAUAAUGGGGAUGAUGAGGAAAAGAACCAACUUAAUAGCAAUUUGGGAGAAAGGCCCUGCAACAUCUGUAACACCAUACUACGAUUCAAAAAACCUGUUUGGGGUUAGUGCUCACUUUCGAGAUUUAAGUUAUAUAAAAGAAAAAUGUCUAAUCAGUGCUAUGAUAGCACUUUACACUUUAAAGAUGGUGCUAGCGUUAGGUAUUUUUGAUAUAUCAGCAACAGAUUAAUGUACAAUCUGGGAGGGUAUUUUAUCUUACCUGUGGCCCACACAGGACCAACAGAAGAUUAAUGAGGGCUGCUCAAGAGAUGGACAGGGCCUGCCUCCCUCUGCACUUCACUCACCAGUAUAGUGAGAUACAGGGUGAAAGGUGUAAAUAUGUCUUUCUUUUUAGAGAAUGCAUAGAUUUGUAUCAGUGGAAAUCCAAGACACCCCUUUCUUCUCAGGUGUACUGAAAAAUAUGUUUUUGCUCUCAUUUGGGUCAAGUUU
Messenger RNA from Rhincodon typus (whale shark), 2609 nucleotides. Its product is annotated as arylsulfatase J-like. Lineage: Eukaryota; Metazoa; Chordata; Chondrichthyes; Orectolobiformes; Rhincodontidae. The record is from RefSeq and is a predicted model, not a curated record. The transcript has 2 exons. Bases 555 to 2228 code for a protein of 557 amino acids.